Messenger RNA from Yarrowia lipolytica CLIB122, 2007 nucleotides. RefSeq lists its product as uncharacterized. The record is from RefSeq and is a predicted model, not a curated record. Gene Ontology annotation, molecular function: nucleic acid binding. Lineage: Eukaryota; Fungi; Ascomycota; Dipodascomycetes; Dipodascales.
AUGAAUUCUGUCGCUGAAAAUGCUCCAGAAGACAGCUCUGUUUUCCACGACCCUCCGGAGACAAACAUCCACGCAGUUUUGCCAGAACCCGGCUACCGAAUCCACACCCUGUACAAGCUCAUGGCGGAGAUGCUGGUGAUGGCCGAAAUGCAAAAUGUAUACAAAGAAACGACCGGUCGGACUGUCUCUGACCGUUGCCACAUCCUUCUGACCCGAAGAAACCUCGGGCCGUUCACCCAGGGUAUCUAUGAGCGGUUUCUCACCUUCCCCGACACCCAGUCUCCAGUGAAACCGGUUCAGAACUGGCUCAUCCAGUCGUUUCGAGACCUGAACGAUGCUCGCAAGACCCUUCUUCGGCUCAGUUGCGAGGCUGUCGAGCCCGUAAUUACCUCUGUUGACGAGAUGAAGUCGUUCAUCAAGUUUCAAUUUGCCGGAGCUGUCUCGGAGUAUAUCCUGAUCGGCCUGCCUGAAGAAAACAUCAACUAUCCGGCAGAUUACGACCUACUGCGACGCUCUCUGGACCGAAUCUACAAAACCUUGCCCAUUCUAAAUGUCAUGGCCAAGUUCAGACUAUCCAUCGUUGACCGAAUUGUGCUCUAUUUUGGAGCCCAGAACUUGCAGAGUCUGAACCAGGCGCAGUUCUGGGACCAAUUUGAAACCGUCGAGAAGCUCCUCGAGUUCAUUGACGAGUCGCCCGAGCCCCUGGCCCAGCCUCGAGACCAUCCGGGAGCCUCCGACGUUCACCGAUGUCUCCUUACCACCUUGAUCAAGUGUCUGACUCCCCGGUUCAAGAAGAAGUACAACCUGGAGAAGCGUUCCCUCGAUGUUUUCGAGCUGAUGAACAUCCUGCGGGGUCUCUACAUCCACGAAGCUCACACAAAGUCCUCACGGAAGGUGAUCAAGCCCACGCAGUCUGUAGCUACUAACUUGUCGGAUCUUGGAGUUGGGAGACACGGAGUCAAGCAGCAAGUGUCCACCGCAAAGCGGCGACGAUCUCUGGAGGAUGAGGAGAAGGAGGAGGAGAAGAAGAAGAAAAAGAAGGAAGAAGAAGAAGAGGAGCAGAAGAAGAAAAUUAAGGAAGAAGAUUAUCUCGAGGAAAAUCGACCGUCUCUUGAUGAGGUCUACCACAAUGAGGAUAUGUUGGAAGGGAAGAAGCCGAGUGUCCAGUCUAGUUCUCGAAAAUCGGAAGACAGUGAUGGAAGCAUGGCAUUUUUCGACAAAGGCAAGGUUCCUGAACGGGCUCCUAAGCAGAGUCUUGAACAGACUGGUUCGUCUAACACCACUAUCGAACAAAUCAAAAAUGCCAAACAAGCCGUGACGGACAUCAUCAAGAACAAUCCCCAUUGGUGUCCCCUUUGCGUCUCAAUUGGUCACAACCGCGACAUGAAGCUGUACACUCACGCCUUUGAAGAUUGUCCUCUCAACGAGAUGCUGGCAAUCACCAAAACCGAGUCCGCCAAUCCUACCGAGUGCCUGACCGGUCGUCUGCUCCAAAAGCUCCGCGAGUUCCGCCGGCUCGAGGCCAACUCAUACCGUCCUGUCUACACCAAUGGAGUCCAGUCAAUCAAGGAAGGAAGUAAUCAUUACAACAGUGGCAUCGGUGUUUGGUUUGACGACCAGGACCCCGGGAAUGAGGGAAUGCCCUGCCACGCCGAAAGCCCCCUCGAGACCAAGCUCAUGGCCAUUGUAAUGGCCCUUCGAAAGCUGCAGCAUCGACCUCGCCUUAACUACGAGAUCUUCAACGACAGUGUGACCGCCUGCGAUCUCGCCAACGGCUACGGUCUUCCUAGUCACUUUGACUCCCCUCCGCGGGAGGUGCAGAGGCUGGUCGACGAGGCCAUGUUUCUCAAGGACCGUCUCCUGCCUAAAAAGAUCCGAAUCACCUACGCCAAUCGCCAUUCGCCAGCCAAAGGUAGCCAUAUCGCCGACGAUCUGGCCCACGAGGCUAGGUUGAAGAUGAAGACCCGGAUACUUCGUCACAAGCAGUUUUUCUGGCCCUGGCGAUGA